This is a messenger RNA of Seminavis robusta, 3000 nucleotides long. The record is from the annotation of a GenBank genome assembly. NCBI's taxonomy places the organism in Eukaryota, Bacillariophyta, Bacillariophyceae, Naviculales, Naviculaceae.
AUGGAAGUGUACAUGGGAGUAGGUCACGAGGGGGAAGAGGAUGGGUAUGUGGUGUUGAAACGAAAGCGUUUGGUGUUCUACGAGGCUGGCUAUUUUGACGAGGACGGGCAUCAAAAGGAAGAUCUCGUCACGAGUGGCAAGACUCGCAUUCUGUUUCACUCCAUUGUGGAUCACACAAGCACUACUAGUACAAGCCAGGAAUUCCUGCUUUCCAUAACCGAUCGUGAUGGAGCAACCUUUGUGUUUCAAAUGGAAACCCAGGAGGAUUUGCGGAACAUUGAAAACUCCAUUUCCAAGGCAGUUGCCAAGGCAGCAAGAGCCAGUCAGGCUCGUCCAUGUGAACCUCCCAACAUGGCCGUGGCCAUGACGGACGAAUCUCACACCAGCCGUAGUGAAGAUAUGCGACAAGUACGAGAAAUGACCCGACAAAUGGAUCAGCGAGAUCGACAAGCCAAGAAGCAACAACGAUCCAGACAAACUUUUCCUGUGGGAGCCACUUCGGUAUCAGCAUCGUCUACCGUCCAACCUCGAAAAACCACUCGUACUUCCUUUCCGACUGAAAAAUUUCGGCAUUCGGCGGCACCACAACAAAGAACGGCACCCCCUCAUCUUGUCGUGGAACCAGCCAUGCCGCCGCCAGCAGAAAUAGAAGACAAGCCACCUGGGGCCUAUAUGGAUCCUGGGCCUCCGAUUGGAGUACCUCUUCCACAGCAGAGUUCACCACCCAUUAUCGACUAUGAUGAGGAAGAACCGCACAAUAAACAGGAGGAUCCCUUGAUUGAAGCUUCCUUGGUUCCAGAUGACGAGGAAGACCAACGCAAUAAUGAAUUUCAGGAUGAAACUGUGGUGUUGGUACAAGCCCAAAAAGCGGGCCUCUCGGACUAUUUGCAGAACAGAAGCCUCCAAAUAUUUAUUGUGGGUCUCAUUUGUCUUUUUGCCAUUGUCAUUAUUGUCACCGUCGUGGCCAUUGUGUUGGCCACAGGCAAUACCGGAGGUGGAACCAACACACCAGCACCCACUGCUGCCAUAACAACAGCACCUAUUCCUACGGUAAUUCCCGUCCCUACAUUGACCCCCACCACCACCACUCUUCUAAACGUCACCAUUGGCAACUACACGCCCAUUUCCUUGGCACCGACGUCGACGCCACUUGACAUUCCCGCCUUUUUGGACGAGUGCAACUUGACGGCCGUGAUUCCCGUGGACUCGCCGUCAUCACCAUACCAAUCGGCGGGAUGUUUUAAGGAUGUUGAUACACUCGACUCGGAUCAGCUCCUCUGUGGUCCCGACCAGGCACCUCUGGAAUGUAGUCUCCGCUGCCCUUCGCGUUUCUUUGGCAUUCCCAUGGGCACAACCACAUGUCGGUGCUUUUCACAAAUCAAGAGUGACCGCAUCGGUCUGCAAGCGUGUGUUCCAGGUAGUGAUAGCACUAGUAUGGAUCUCUUUGUCAAUCAGUCUCCUCGCAUAACCCAGUGUGACGAUCCAAUGGCGCGAGCCGUGGUCGAAUUUCUAUUGCAGCAAAGAAGCAAUGCCACUUGGGGCUUUGACAUUGUCUCGAACCGAUGGAAAGAAAGUCCCUUUGAGCUGUACGCAGAGGGAUGCCAUACCAAUGUCUACGAUGUGACGGUGCUUGAGGCGGAAGCAGUAACAACGCGGGAAACGUUUGUGAUGGAUGUGAAGAGUUAUGCCACGCAACGACGCGGUGAACGUUCGGUUUCCAUUCUCUAUGACGAAGACACGACGAGUGAAAUCUCUGUCUUGGCAGAAGAAAUGGAGAUUUUGGCCGAACAAGUCAGUGGUGUGGCGGACCCACGGCAAGUCAGUCUAUUCUUCUAUCUGAGUGAUGAGAAUCCCAACAGCAAGUUGUUCACCACGUCGGCUGCGAAACGACUGGCCAAGGUGGAGGUGACAAACUUUUCAGAAAAGACCAAUUUUGUGACAUUCUCGCCCUCUUUUCGGCAGAGUCUUCUCAACUAUCUGAACGGUGGAUUUCAGAAAGAAAUGGCAUUCGAAAUCUUUGAUCGCUAUGGUUCCUUUGCUGUGGUGCGGUCCAUGAUGGGAGCGUUCAUGGAACUCCGUUUACCCCUUGACAGCAUUCAAUACGACAACACAUUUGACAGCAUCGUGCACUCGCAAUCGUGCUUUGAAAUUGCAACACAAGCAGAGGCGAGUAGACUUGGCUUUCCCGACGCCCCAGGGACCAUUGACGACACGACCUGUUCUCCCAAUGUUAUUCGGGCAUUGCAACAGCUACGAUCUGAGUAUCGCGACUUCACGGAAGAGCCGGCAACCGUUGGUGGGAAAACAGAAUGCCAGCUCAAGGCCACCGAAUGUGAUUUCAUUGUGGAUAUCUCAACUUCUCGACCCCUCACUGCAAAUGACAAAUAUCCAUUUGGAGAUUUUGGUGGCUAUCAGCUUCGUCCUCUCAGUGACUUUUUGAGCCCUACCAGAGUCUCUCCCUUGGAGAUUGCCCGAAUGCAAGUCACAGAGGAACGUUUCACCGAGCUCCAGCGAAACCUCAAGGCUCACACAGUCGAAUAUCUGCGAGAAAUGCAAGAGAAAUUGGAAGCUUGUGUCAGUGAGUGCAAGGAGUCUGACUACCCAGCGUAUAUCCAAGAAUUCGGCUCUUGUCCGCCAAGGACAUGCCGGACCACGUCAACAGCACAGCCUACAAUGCUCUUGGCGGGGGCUACUCUCGCCCCUACGCUCCCCCCUGUUUUGCCUCCUAGUACUGCUGACUCUCCAGUGACUGGUGUCCCUGACUUUAUCCCGGCAGGUACCAAUAUUCCAACUACGACAAGUACUUCCCCCCCGUUUUCCCUCCUGGUUCUGGUGGCUCUGGUGGCCCUGGUGGCCCUGGUGCUGGCCCUGGUACUGCCAACUCCCCUCUGGAUACCAAUGUUCCAACCAUGGAAAGUUCUGCACUGCUUGGCACCGAUAUGCCUACUGUUACUCCUCCAGGUUGCAAUGGCGUACCGCAUGAGACCCUUUGGAACCUGA